AUUAUUUUGCUCUGACAUCUGACUACAUCAUAAAAUUUUGUAUAGAAAAUUUGUGAAAAUUUUUUGCUUGUAUGUAAAAUUUUAAUUUUAAUUUUUGUUCGUAAUUCAUUCUCUUUAUCGUUUAGCUUACCUAUUUUCCAUACAACUCGGUAGUAAUUAAAUUAUAAAAUCAACUGCAAGAAUGUCUGCUCCACCGUACAGUUAUUCUUACAUCUUCAAGUAUAUCAUCAUUGGAGAUAUGGGCGUGGGAAAAUCAUGUUUACUUCAUCAAUUUACGGAGAAAAAAUUUAUGUCCGAUUGCCCGCAUACCAUUGGAGUUGAAUUUGGAACACGUAUUAUUGAAGUUUGUGGACAAAAGAUUAAAUUGCAAAUCUGGGAUACCGCUGGACAGGAAAGAUUUCGUGCUGUAACGAGGUCCUAUUAUAGAGGUGCUGCGGGAGCCCUAAUGGUAUAUGAUACUACUAGAAGAAGCACGUAUAAUCAUUUAAGCAGUUGGUUAACAGAUACGAGAAAUUUAACUAAUCCUAGUACUGUGAUAUUUCUUAUUGGAAAUAAAUCAGAUUUAAAGGAUCAGCGAGAUGUUCCUCACGACGAGGCUAAGAAAUUUGCCGAAGAAAAUGGUUUAAUGUUCGUAGAAGCUAGUGCGAAAACCGGCGAUAACGUUGAAGAAGCUUUUGUUGAAACCGCUAAGAAAAUUUACGAAUGUAUUCAAGAAGGAAAAUUGGAUCUAAACGCCACAGAAUCCGGUGUACAACGUAAAGCAACUCAAGCUGAUCGUACUUCGUUAACGGAUCAAUCACAGAAGAAAUCAUGCACGUGUUAAAACUCGUAAGGAGUCGAGACGGUGUACCAGAGAAGGAUGCGGUAUUGCUUAACUUACUUUAAACAUUUAUCGUACCUACCUAAUUAUAAUUUUUAAAAAUACACACGUUUAUUCGUAAUUUGGAAAAUUAUCGUUUAUAGCUAUUUAAAAAAAAAAAGGAAAAGAGGAGUAUUCUUUAUAUCGACGUUCAUUACCAUUUUUCAUCAAUAGUAGUUGUUUUUCCAAAUUCGAAGAUGGUUUUUAUCUUCAUUCCUGUAUGUUUAAAUUUUUAUUUCUGUUAUAAAAUCGAGAAAUAACAUAAUGAAUAGUUUAAAACUAAGAUAAAUUUUGUUGAGCUUUUUAUCAAGUACAAAAAUGAUAACUAGGAUGUGCUUAAAAUUUAUCGUCUUCUUCAAUAUUAUCGAACUAGUUACCAAUUUUUUUUUGUCUAGAAAUGCGGAAAAGUGCUAAUGUGUUCACUCUUAGCUCUUAUUUUUUUUCUACGAAAAAUUUAAAUGCGGUUGUUUUAUCGAUAUUUUUAAUUCUAUUUUCUAUUUCCCAGCGAAAUUCUCGACUUGCCAACGAUUUUUUUUGCAUCGCUUAAGUUUCAUUCGUUGAUACGAAACGUUACCACCCCUGGAUUAGCCAAUUGCACUAUAGUGAGCUACAACGCGGUUUGAAUUAGACCCCGCUUUUUAUAUCCUAGUCUAUAAAAACGCAAUUAAACGUGAAUUUACUUUUUUCGAAUCGAUUCCAUUAUGUAAUAUUACUGUUUUAAGUAUAAUUUGUUUCUUUUUUUUAUUAAUUUUAAUUUUAACAUCGAAAAAUGUUACUUUUGUAUGUUCAACCUACACGAAAUGUUUUUUCUCAGAUGUACAUACUUAUUAAAUUUUGCUAACAUUAUCUUUGAAAUAUCCCUUGUUCUCUGUCAUUGUACCAUUUUAUUUAUAUAUAGAAAAUCGUUAUCAUGCAGAUCAUUUUAACGUGUUGAAAUAUGUAAUUUGUAUAAUUAGUAAGCUUUAGAGUUUGUUUUACUUGUCCUGUUAAUUUUCUUUAUUAUUAUUUUUUAAUUGAAGUAUUGUUUUAUAAUUAUGUAAUAUAAAUACAUACAUACACACUUA
Planococcus citri (citrus mealybug) is the source of this 1923-nucleotide messenger RNA. It is a transcript of the gene Rab14, whose product is annotated as RAS oncogene family member Rab14. Bases 182 to 823 code for a protein of 213 amino acids. The transcript has 8 exons. Gene Ontology annotation, biological process: Golgi to endosome transport; phagosome maturation; endocytic recycling. Gene Ontology annotation, cellular component: recycling endosome; Golgi apparatus; trans-Golgi network. The record is from RefSeq and is a predicted model, not a curated record. NCBI's taxonomy places the organism in Eukaryota, Metazoa, Arthropoda, Insecta, Hemiptera, Pseudococcidae. Gene Ontology annotation, molecular function: GTPase activity; GTP binding.